Mugil cephalus (flathead mullet) is the source of this 4856-nucleotide messenger RNA. It is a transcript of the gene tafa5l, whose product is annotated as TAFA chemokine like family member 5, like. The record is from RefSeq and is a predicted model, not a curated record. Lineage: Eukaryota; Metazoa; Chordata; Actinopteri; Mugiliformes; Mugilidae. The transcript has 5 exons. Bases 1012 to 1410 code for a protein of 132 amino acids.
CAACGGUUCCUUGAACUGAAGGAGGGAAAUCCUCCUCCUCGUUGCCGCCUGCAUGCAAAAUGAGCAGACCGGGACAGAAUAAGGCUGGUUCAUCAUCGCACUCAGCUGCAAGCGACACUUGACUUUGCGGGGAAUGGUGCUUUAACUCGGGUUCAAGGAGCAAGGCAACCUCCCUGAGAAUUUUCCAGAGCCUCAACAAAGGCUCAUACAGGUGACAAGUGUGUCCAACUCCGCCGCACCGCACUGCCUGCGCUGACGCGCUCGGAGUGCGUUUUGAUAGGCAGCGCGCUGCUUGAGACCCGCCGCACUUGUUUUGACGCGACAUUUCGCUGCGCCAGCUGUGCAUAUGUGGCCGCAUAUGACGCAUUUGCGCCUUUAGAUGUUUUCCAGGCUUUUGGUCUCGUUUUCGGACGAGUUACCGUGCUGAUUGGUGUGUUCCUUAUGUCCGCCUGGGUUAACUUAAGUUUUUUUUAUGUGGGGGCAUAGCGAGCCCGGCUCGGUGCAGAAGUUGGUUGGGAAUAAUGACAAUGCGUAGCGCAGAGGACGGAAAAGAGAAGUAACGGCGGCUUUCGGGAUGUUGUUGAGCGGCUGAAUUUACUACUGGCAUCAUCAGCAUCUCUGUGUGAGGACUCGAAUCUGCGGGGGACUGCUGCUACUCGCCCUCUUCAUCUAUACACUUGCAGUUUAUUUUACCAUGAUUAUUUUUAUUCUUAUUUUUUUACAGAAGCCUGUCUGAAUCUCCAGAAACCACAGCUUUGUAAACUUGUCCAGAUCUGGUGACACUGUACCUUGUGUGUGUGUGCUGAGCAGCCUGGAUGGAUAUGCGGCUCACCGAGGGAAUUUGAAAAGGGGGGAUUACUAUCAGUCCCUCUCCUAUUAUAACCUCAAAAUGGAUGCCGACGACAGGCUUUGGAGACGCCAAUGGAUUAGCCACUCUUUCGCUGAUCUGCUUGACAUCUGAGCGGCGCAUUCGUUCAAAGUUUGGAUAAUCUAAAAGGCUGAAGGUGUAGGAUGCAGUCUGGAGUGAAGACGCUCUCCGCAGGUGGAGGUGCGUCACUCUGCUGCCUGCUGCUCCUCUGGCUCAUCUACUCCCAUCUGCUGAGAGAGGGCCAGUUGGCGGUGGGAACCUGCGAGAUAGUGAUGCUCAACAGAGACAGCAGUGUUCCCAGACGGACCAUUGCCAGGCAGACAGCCCGCUGCGCGUGCAGGAGAGGCCAGAUCGCUGGCACCACCAGGGCGAGGCCAGCCUGUGUAGAUGCACGAAUUGUGAGGAGCCGCCAGUGGUGUGAGAUGGCUCCCUGCCUGGAGGGGGAGGUCUGCAGCCUCCUGUUCAACCGAUCCGGCUGGACCUGCACCAAGGGCAGUGGUCGCAUCAAGACCGUCACGCCUUUGCCCAAGGAGCCAUCGUAGGAUGCAGAGCAAAACAGCAAGUUCAUUGACAUCCGUGUUCCAAAAGGAACUGAGGCCAGUGACUACACCCGAAAUCGUGUCCAUUCACCAAUGAAGCUCAUGAACUUCACACCAGCCCUGACCUUCAAUUAAAAAUGACAUAACCCAGAGCUUCUCCACUCACCACAGUAAAAGUCCCUCGGCUGACCUCUGAAAACUUUUUAGAGGUUUUAGGUGAAGGGUAUGGUACACCAUCAUCAACACUGAACUUUCACCACAGCCACAUUCAUGAACUCAUCGUAGAGCAAAAUCCCUGUGAGGAACGGUUAUCAACAGGGCAGCUGGGUAUUCAUUCAAGUACUUGGCCUUUUAUUUUUCUUAGUCACUGCCUGGACUGCAGGGGAUGGCUCUUUUUUAUUUUGUACCUUUGUGGCUUGAUUUAGACUUGUCAGAAGGUCUUUCAAAAGUCAGCUCCUUCGUCUUCUUUACUGUGGCCGCUAUGAAGCCGUUCAGGGUUAUAGCCCAGCCAAGUUUCUUUAAUGACAGUUCGUUGCAAAAGAAUUAUGACUUUACUGAGGUUGAGCCAGGCUGUAUUGUCCAUCGGAUCCUAGCCUUUAACACCUUUCUUUCAUUUGGCUGGGUCAAACUUUACGAGGCUGUAUCUGCCAAAAUCUCUGCAUACGCUCACCAGAAGGGACGCUGUGAAACAGCAUAAAAGCCGCGGAAGAGACGACAGAGAUGAGCCGACUGUCCUUCCUCACCCAAUGAAGAUCAUGAGGGUGAAACCUGGACAUUUUGGAUGGCUUAGCUUAUAUCUUUUUUUUUUUUUUUUUUUUAAUGUGGUGCCAACAUAGACGAGAAGAGUAGUUUUCUGUCAAUGGACCUCACACAUCUUGUACACAUCCCUAGGAGCGUUGAGCAGAUGCGAACCCCUGACUCAUUUUAAUGGUCUAUACUUUGUGUGUUUGCGUGCGUGGAUGCAUGUUUGCAUCUGUCGGUGUGUGUGUGUGUGUGUGUAUGUGUGUGUGUGUGAAUACAUGUUUUUCUGUGUGUGGGUGAGUGUGUGUGUACAUCCAGAAAUACACUGUGAAAUAAGUCAAUGCAUUAUUCAUACUCUUGUAUAUUUUUGGGACACACCCAAUUCAGAACUCACCAUCUGACUAAAAGAAAACACAUUUGGAAUUUUACAAAUGUUGGAUCCUUGGAUAUUUGGAUCCUGGAUUUACCUUUAAUUUUCUUUCUUGUCUUUUCUUUAGUACAUAGAGAUAUUUAUAUUGGGGGGAUACAAUGGAAACUGGGGAAAUAUCAACAGUAUGUCACAUAAGUUAAAUUCUGUAAUUAAAAUCAGUUUAUGUGUGAUUAAAUGUAUUUCAGAAUCCUUGUCUAAAUUGAUAUAUUUUGAUAUGAAAUGUUUUGGCCGCCUGGAUGUGCAAAUUUAGAUGCUUGAUAUGUCUGAAGUUAUGUAUAUACAUAUAUAUAUAUAUCCAAGUAAUGUAUUUAUGUUCUGUGUGUCUCAGUCAGAGAAGAAACAGAAGAAGAGGCAUUCUUCUGAGAGAAGUAUUAUAGGUGGACACAAUAACAUGAACACCACUGAGGUUUUUCAAAAAACACAGAAUAAAACUAAACACAAUGCAAAUUCCACAAACCAGUCUGCAAGAUGUAGUAUCAUUUCUCUGAUGUAGCCUCUGCAAAAGCAGCUUCAGAAUGAUAUAUCGUGGUUAUUUUCAGUAUUUCAUUUUUUUUUUUUUUUGUUUUACUAGUUCCUACAUUUACACACCAAUGGCUGGAGAGCUCAUGUGCAAGAUGCAUGUCACAUGUUGGGUUCCACGGACAGACUGAACCGCCAACCUUGAAACUUGUGGACAAUCAACUGUACAACCAGAACCACAGCUACUCAAAGCUGCAUUUGCAAAAGAUUUUAAUAUAAUGUACAGGUGUUCCUGUUAAUGUGCCUCCUGCUCCCUUUAUUCAUUUCUUUGUGCUGAAAAAUCAUGUACAUCUCCAUCUUAAUGUAUGCAUGUGAGGAUAUAAAGAAAGCGCCUUCUCCCGGGAGCUGUGGAGUGUGUAUUUGGUGUGUGUGUGUGUGUGUGAGUGUGUGUUUUUGGGUGUGUGUUCCAGGUCAACAGUGAGCUGUGUAGUGCGAAAAUACCAAUUUCCACCUGAUCCCAUAUCUUUGAUUUCAUGCUGCCUUUGUUUAUCGCUCCUUUGGUUUGCUGUCACCGUAAAUAAAUUAUCCCUUUGAUUUGUCUCACUGCCGGUGCAGGAGCUGCUGCAGUGGCACUGAGAAGGGCAGCCCAUGAAAAGAGCUGGAUCUUAGGAAAAUUUGGAAACAAUUAACUGGACCUCCUCCUCUGUUUGUUAAGUGGUUUGUUAAGAUGUGCAAAUCUGAUUGGUUUACUAUACUAUAGUAUACUAUACUAUACACACACUAAGUCCUCUAAGAUAUGUCACUGAGUCUGUGACUCUCAAGCUGCUGAGGCACUGUCCUUAAACUGCAAUGCCUAUAAGCACAUUUUGUUGUCCUGAAAUAUAUGAAUAUUUUAUACUUUAAUCUCAAACUGUACUUGUUUUACAAGAUGCUUAGGUUGAAAAAAAAAACAACAAAAUAAAACUAUAUUCAAAUUAUUCCCCCAGCACGACACUGCUACAGAUCUGAGACAAACUUGUACAAUAAAAAAAGAUCCAGGCUAAAAUUAAAUACUUGAGUGUAAUACUUUCUGUGUAGCCAUGUAUUUUACUGUGGUCCACAGAGUAAUGUACUAUAACUGCAACAGCCCCCGUAUCAUAACCAUCAUGUAAGGGAUCAUCCACAAUGUAGUGGUGGUUAUUGGAAAGAAAUAACAGUGUGUGGGAUAUCCGAUUAUAAUGCAAAGAGUGGUGUGCUUUAUUUUUUUCAAACUGCUAGAUGCAACAUGAAUCUUCCCACACAGUUUUUUUGUACAUUGUCAAGUAUUUUUCUUAUAAUUCUGGAAACUGACAGGUUUCAGAAAAUUUGUCUUAAACAUAGAAAAACUAAAAGCAGGGCUUAAUUCAAGCGUUUGCCGUUAAAUAAUUCUAACUAUGAAGCGUGCAUGAUAUCAAUUAUUGUAGGCCAGGUGGCCAUGAACAAAAAAUGCAAUUUGUCCACAAAUCAUCAUAUAUUUUAGCAUACAGUAUACAGAGUGUAAGGAUCUAAUUUAUCAUCAUUUAAGGACAUCCCUCUUUAAAAUGUACUUCUUACAUUAAACCCAGUACUGCUACUUAACUCUCCACUACAAAUGGCUAUACUGUAUUCUCCCUGCAUGCAGUGCCAAUUCACAGAGUUGUUUUUAGAAAACUUCUAGAAAUGUUUAAGAAAGGCACCCACUAAUGACUGAUUGACAGUGUUCUUAUUUUUGCUUCUGUGCAUUUGGGACAUAAUAGCGAAAAAUAUUUACUGUUAAAAAAAUAAAUAAGUGGAAAUGUAUUAUUCAGUAUCAUCAAGAACA